CGAGAAUGACCGCUUCACCUCACGUCAGAGCAAGUUACGUCGUGAUGGGUGGCGGCCGGAUGAAGAAAUCAAGGAAGGUUGGCACGUCGGCGGCGGCGUCCCCGCUGGCCAAGGCGUCAAGACCGCCAAUCUGACGAACAUGAAAGGUGAAAGCAUUUCGAAGCUGCCAAUCGAGGAUGCCAAAUGGGACAAAAAGAGCCGUUUGAAACAAUGGGAAGAAUGGCGAAAGAAACACCCCUGGAUCACCCCGCCACCCAGCAUCGCUGGCCUGCGUGAAGGGCAAGGGAAGACACAAAACAAAAGUCUGCCACCGUCGAAUGUCUCCCCUGGGCAGUGGGCCUGCAAGGUUAUAGGAAACUGUCAACCAUGUCCAGAGGACUCGCUACACUUUCCGUAUUGUCAGCCUUAUGCCAACCGUCUUCCAGUCUCAUGCGCUCCACUGUCAAGCAGCACGAACUCUGCAAGUCCUCAAAGCACUGAAUACAUUAAAGGCUGGCAGCAGUGCGGCAAAUCCGUCUCGCAAGAGCGCUGGGACUACUUUGAGUUCACCGUCUUCACCGCUUUCAUUGCAGUCAUCGGUCUCAUAGUGUUUAUCCGUCGACAAAAGAUAUUGUCCGAACGGCAUUAUAGUGUACUAAAUCAGCGAAUCAACAGUUGAAAGAAAGCUGCCUGCGCCGUGUGCGUGUGCUGGCCUUCGAGUGCAUGGCGUUCAUGCCUCACCUGGACGUCGUAUCCGUCAGUCUUGCUAUCGCCUAUAACUUCAUUGCCUCGGCCAGCAGGCACGUGCUGCACAUAUUUGUAUAUACAUCGCACGGCAUA
This is a messenger RNA of Tilletiaria anomala UBC 951, 819 nucleotides long. RefSeq lists its product as uncharacterized. The coding region runs from base 140 to 658 and encodes 172 amino acids. The transcript is spliced from 3 exons. NCBI's taxonomy places the organism in Eukaryota, Fungi, Basidiomycota, Exobasidiomycetes, Georgefischeriales, Tilletiariaceae. The record is from RefSeq and is a predicted model, not a curated record.